AUGCCCUCCCACAUUCCCCACGUGGAUGAACUCGGCGCAACCAGUGCACCUCUAAAGAGUGCUGCCUUCUUCCUCGGGGCAUACUGCAAGGAAUACAAUGAGGACUUCAUGCUGUGCAAGAAUGAAAGCCGAAAUCCCGAACAUUGUUUGAAGGAAGGAAGGAAAGUGACGCGGUGUGCAGUUGACCUGAUCACCAAGAUGCGGGAGAACUGUGCCCAACAAUUCGAUGCCCACUGGGAGUGUUUGGAGAAGAGGAACCAUGAAUAUUACCUCUGCCGCAAGCCUGAACGCACACUCAACGCCUGCAUGUUCGAGAAGCUCGGCCUGACCAAGACAAUCCCGGGUUCUCCACCCGGUCAAGAGCCAAUACACGACAAGAAGAACCCUAUCUACAAGGCCAUUCAAAAAUAA
Molecule: messenger RNA, 411 nt
Organism: Cyclocybe aegerita
Lineage: Eukaryota; Fungi; Basidiomycota; Agaricomycetes; Agaricales; Hemipholiotaceae
Source: the annotation of a GenBank genome assembly